Messenger RNA from Cotesia congregata, 2556 nucleotides. The record is from the annotation of a GenBank genome assembly. Lineage: Eukaryota; Metazoa; Arthropoda; Insecta; Hymenoptera; Braconidae.
CGGAACGAGGAUAAUAAUUUUAUACAUGAACAAUUGGAUGUUUACGUUGAUGUAAAUAAUAGAAUCCCAGACGACAAUGUCGUUGAUAAUGUUUUAAAUCAACCAUUAGAUGUUAAUGUUGUCAAUAUAAAUGAUAGUAACAAUGAUGAUGGUCAUGAUGAAAACAGACAAAAUGGAGAAUUGGAUGAUCAUCUCGAUAUGAAUAAUGGAAUCGGGAAUGACAAUGAUUUGUUACAUGAACAAAUGGAUUAUGUGGCUCAAGGUGGAGAAGAGAAUGAUCAGGAUGAAAUCGAAGAACCUUUAAAUGAAAAUGAAGAUACCGACGAGAGUGAGGAUGAAGCAGAUGAAGAUGAUAGUGAUGAGGAGGGUGAUAAUGAUGAAAGGAAUUUCGAUUAUGAGCAACUGCUUUAUCCUGGAGCACCGUUAACAGUCAGCCAAAGCAUGUCGUUAAUAUUAUCAUUACUUGUCCGGCAUAAUGUUACUCAGACUUGCUUGGGUGACAUUAUCACAGUCAUCAACUUACAUUGCCUUCAAAAUAAUAAUAACGGCUUCAAAAAUAGUUUACAUAAAUUUCGUAAAUUUUUUUCACUCUCUAAGAAAGGGACGGUAAAAAAAACUAAACAUUUUUAUUGUGUCUCUUGUCAAAAAAAUUUAGAGAAUGAAAACGAUAUCUGUGGGAAUUGUGAGUUAAGCAAGAAAGCCUAUUUUAUCGAAGUUCCUGUCAGGCAACAGUUGAUUGAACUAUACCGAAGACCAGGAUUCUACGAGUGCCUGCAACAUCGUUUUAACGCUCGUUUGGAAGAUAAUAAUCACUAUACUACUGAUAUAUAUAAUGGAAGUCUGUAUCAAAGUUUUGUUGCAAAUGGUUUUUUAGCAAAUCAAGAUAAUAUUUCGUUAACUUGGUAUACCGAUGGUAUACCAGUUUAUAAAUCCUCAAAAGUUAGUAUGUGGCCAGUGUACUUAUCUAUUAACGAGUUACCAUUUGUGGAACGGACAAAACGUCAAAAUUUACUAAUGAUUGGACUAUGGUUUGGACCUCAAAAACCCAACGCCAACAACUACUUCUAUAAGUUUUAUAAACAAUUUAAAACUUUAUCAAGAGGUAUUAAUGUGACUGUGAGCACUAACGAUAUUAAAAAUAUUAAAGCUGUACUACUCUUCGGAACUUGUGACCUACCAGCUAAGUGUCAGUUUUUUAAUUUCACCUAUUAUAUGGGUUCUUAUGGUUGUCCAUCAUGCUUAUGGCCUGGUGAAACUUAUCGCUUAGGCGAAGAUGGCAAUUCUCACACUCAUGUAUAUCGAUACACACCGGAUCCUGAGAUGCGAACUUCAAGGGAGUGUGUUGCCUUUGCAGAAACAGCUCUAAAUGAAAAUUCACCACACAUGGGUGUUAAAGGACCGUGUGCUUUAUCUAAAUUGAUGCCUGAUUUUGUAGUUGGAACGGCUAUAGACCAAAUGCAUUGUGUUUUUGGAGGAGUAGUGAAAAAAUUGUUAUCUUUAUGGUUUGAUUCUAGCCACAGAGGCGAACCAUACUCAUUGGUCGAUACUGCGAAUAUCAUUAAUGACCGGUUAAUGUCUAUUAAACCACCUAGUUUUGUACAUCGCAUGCCUCGGUCAACUGAAGAUCUUGUACAUUGGAAGGCGUCUGAGCUAAAAAAUUGGUUCUUCUACUAUGCUUUACCAGUUUUGGAAGGAAUCAUGCAACGAGAAUAUUUUGAAAAUUUUUCAUUGUUUGUAGCUGGAAUUUCACUUCUUAAUUCAGAUUCAAUAACAAAUAAUGAUGUAAUUAUCGCUUGUAAUUUUUUACAUAAAUUUGUACGUGAAUUCGAGAUCUUAUAUGGCUUAAAACACUGCUCUAUCAACGUUCAUCUCCUCAUACAUCUGCCUAAAUGUGUGCAAGCUCUUGGACCAUUAUAUGCAACUGAGUGUUUCCAAUACGAAGAUUUGAAUGGACAAUAUUUGAAUGUUAUCAACGGAACUCGUCACAUCGAUUCGCAGGUAGUGAGAUCACAUAAUCAACAACUAAAACUUCAGAGAUUUUUUGAUGAGUUACCAGAAGGAAAAAUUAAAGAAUUUUGUAUGAAACACAAGCAUAAUAGUAAAAUCGGUGAACGAAUUCAAGAAAGUUGCUAUUCAAUAGGUUGCUAUAAAGUGUUCAAUGACAAUUACAUAAUUCCUAAUAAUGUUCAGCACGCCUUGGAAAAUUUAUUACCAGCUCAGAAAAUUUAUGAAUAUUUAAGGGAUCAGACUGGAUAUCACCUUGGAUCUGUUCUGUGUUUUGUCAAAUUGAGCUAUUGUGAGUGCUUAAAUUUACAUAAUUGCCCGAAUCAUCGCCCAUCUGUCCAUCAAGCCAUUGUCGAAAACAUUGUUGGUGAAAGAGUGUUUCUCGUCAGAGGUGAUCAUAAUGUACAAUAUGAAUUGCCAUACAUGUUUAAAUGUACAAAAAUGAAUAAUUUUGUAUCUAUUUCCAUCGACCAAUUAAUUUCGGUUUGUUUUGAAAUUAAAAUUGGGAAUGAUUUACAUAUUGCUAUCCCUGUUAAUUCUAACAGCAAUGAA